Heterotrigona itama is the source of this 1676-nucleotide messenger RNA. NCBI's taxonomy places the organism in Eukaryota, Metazoa, Arthropoda, Insecta, Hymenoptera, Apidae. The record is from the annotation of a GenBank genome assembly.
AUGAGAUUAUAUGAUACCCUGAAUACGAAAAAGUAUUGGAUGUCAAGUCUAUGCUAAUUAGUCAAUGAUAUUAUCAAAGAAAUGCGUAUUAAUGUUUCUUUAUACAUCUCAUACAAAUUUUCAAGGUUGUUAUUCAAUAUAAGUUAAAUUAUGAAAUAAAAAGAAAUGUAUAAGUUGUUAGUGUUUUAUUUAUUAUCUUUAAAAUCACAUUGAAUACAGAGAAAAGACCUAUAGAAAAAGAUUUUAUAUAUACAUAUAUAUCAGGUUUGUAAUUACAAUAUAAAGGUCAAUAAUUUUUAUUAAGUUUUCUAAUGAAGUUUAUAAUGUUACAGCAAUGAGUUAUUCUAAAGAAGAGAUAGAGAAGAAACGUCUAUUAGCUUUACAACGUAGAAAGCAAGCUCAAUUGAGAAACAUUCCAUUUAAUUUUAAUGCAAAUACAAAAAAUGUUUCUUUUACUAAUAAUAAUAUUACAGCUAAUGAAAAUAUAUCAAGCAACAUCUCAAAAAAUUUUGGACAAGGUUCAUUAAGAUAUGUUGAUGACAAUAAAGCAAGAUUUAGAAACAAUUCCUUUAAAAAUAAUAAUAAGUUCAAUAAAAAAAAAGGACGAUUUAGUCCUAUGUCAACAAAGAAGUUUUUUGGUGAGAAAUCUUGCAUUACAGUGAAAUGUUAUAUGAUAACUGAUGAAAGAUUUGUGUUAGAAACCUCAUCAUAUUUUGCUCCAUUUGUUGAAACAAUAAAAACAAUUCCAAGCAGAUUAUAUGACAUAAACACUAAACAAUGGAAUUUUCUUUUAAAAGACUAUGAAACAGUGAUGGAAAAAGCUAUUAAUUUCAAAUCUGACAUACAAAUCAUAGGAUUACCAAACACAGUCCUUCAGCUAUGGAAUAUCUAGGAGUGGUCGUUGUAUGAUUGCUGAUGAUAUGGGUCUAGGGAAAACCAUUCAGGCAUUAGGCAUUGCACAUUAUUUUAGAAACAAUUGGCCACUCCUUAUUGUUGUACCCGCUUCAAUCAGAUAUCAAUGGGAAGAAGCAAUACAUACAUUUUUACCAUCUAUACCUGCACAUUACAUUUACCAAUUUGCAAAUGCUAAAGAUUUUUAUGAUAACAGUAAAAUUAUUAUUAUAACAUAUGAUCUCCUAGUCCGGGCGCUAGAUACAUUUGAACGCAAAAUUUUUGGUUUUGUUAUUUUGGAUGAAUCUCAUGCUUUGAAAAGUGUAAAGACUGCGAGGUUUAAAGCUGCACAAAGUAUAACAAAGACUGCACGACACGUUGUUUUGCUAUCUGGAACACCUGCUUUAUCAAGACCCAUAGAAUUAUAUUCUCAAAUAAAUCUUAUAAUGCCAAAUUUUAUGGGAUAUGAAGAAUAUGGAAUUCGAUAUUGUGCAGGAGAAAAAACUUCAUUUGGUUGGAACUUUAAUGGAUCAUCAAAUACACAAGAAUUGCAAUUGUUAUUAAAACGGACUUGCGUAAUUCGAAGAUUAAAAAAUGAGAUUUUAAAUCAAUUACCAACAAAAAAAAGACAAGUUGUUAUGCUAGAUACGGAACUAAUAAAAGCUGGCACUGAACAAAUGAAAGCAAUGUCUACGAAAUUAAAACGAAAUUUAAAUGGUAUGGAAAGACAUCAGACUCUUUUAAUGUACUAUAAUGAAUCUAGUAUUGCUAAAGAGGGAGCUGUA